AUGAAGCUACUGUCUUCUAUUGAACAAGCUUGCGACAUUUGCCGACUUAAGAAGCUCAAGUGCUCCAAAGAAAAACCGAAGUGUGCGAAGUGUCUGAAGAACAACUGGGAGUGUCGCUACUCUCCCAAGACCAAAAGGUCCCCGCUGACUAGGGCACAUCUGACAGAGGUAGAAUUGAGGCUGGAAAGAUUGGAACAGCUAUUUCUAUUGAUUUUUCCUCGAGAAAACCUUGACAAAAUUUUGAAAAUGGACUCUUUGCAGGAUAUAAAAGUUAUGUUGACACGAUUAUUGGUACAGGAUAAUGUCAAUAAAGAUACUGUCACUUCUAGUUUGGUGCCUGUGGAGAAUGAUAUGCCUCUAGCAUUAGGACAGAAUGGCAUAAGUGCAAAAUCAUCGGCGGAAGAAGAUGGCGACGAAGAUCAAAGACAGUUGACUGUAUCGAUCGACUCAGCAGCUCAUCAUGACGAUUCCACUAUUCCGUUAAAUUUUAUGCCUAGGGAUGCUCUUCAUGGAUUUGACUGGUCUGAAGAGGAUGACAUAUUGGAUGACUUGUCCUUACUAAAAAUGGACCCCAACAAUAAUGGGUUCUUUGGUGACGGUUCCCUUUUAUGUGCUCUCCGAUCCAUUGACUAUAGUCCGGAAAAUUAUACAAACUCGAACAUCAAUAGACUGCCGACUGCAAUUACGGAUAGAUAUUCCUUGACUUCUAGAUCUACGACAUUCCGUUUGCUUCAGAGUUAUCUCAACAAUUUUCACCCAUACUGCCCUAUCGUACACUCACAGACACUAAUGAUGUUGUAUAAUAACCAGAUUGAAAUCGCAUCGAAGGACCAGUGGCAAAUCCUUUUCAACUGUAUAUUAGCUAUUGGGGCUUGGUGUAUGGACGGAGAAUCUACUGAUAUAGAUAUAUUUUACUAUCAAAAUGCUAAAUCUCAUUUAACAAGUAAGGUCUUCGAGUCAGGUUCCAUAACUUUGGUGAUAGCCCUACAUCUUCUGUCACGAUAUACACAGUGGAGGCAAAAAACAAACACUAGUUAUAACUUCCACAGCUUUUCUAUAAGAAUGGCCAUAUCUUUGGGCUUGAAUAGAGACCUCCCCUCAUCCUUCAGUGAUAGCAGCAUUCUGGAACAAAGACGCCGAAUUUGGUGGUCUGUUUAUAUUUGGGAGAUCGAACUGGCUCUACUUUAUGGUCGGUCCAUUCAGCUCACUCAGAAUACAAUCCCAUUCCCUUCUUCUGUCGAUGAUGUGCAGCGUACUACGACAUGUCCCACUAUUUAUCAUGGCACCAUUGAAACAGCAAGGCUUUUGCAAGUUUUCACAAGAAUUUGUGAACUCGAUAAAACAAAUACUGCAGAAAAAAGUCCCCUGUCUGCCAAAAAAUGUUUAAUGAUCUGUAAUGAAAUUGAAGAAGUUUUCAGACAGGUACCCAAAUUUCUACAAAUGGACAUUUCGACCACUGCUUUAACCAAUUUGUUGAAAGAGCAUCCUUGGUUAUCUUUCACAAGAUUUCAACUCAAGUGGAGACAGCUAUCUCUUAUCAUUUAUGUGUUAAGAGAAUUUUUCAAAAAUUUUACUCAGCAGAAGUCGCAACUACAGGAUCAAAACGAUCGUCAGAGCUACGAAGUUAAACGAUGUUCCAUCAUUUUAAAUGACGCUGCACAAAGAACUGUUAUGUCUGUAAGUAGCUAUAUGGACAAUCAUACUAUUACCCCUUAUUUUGCUUGGAAUUGUUCUUACUACUUGUUCAAUGCAGUUCUAGUACACAUAGAAACUUUAUCGUCAAACCCAAAAUCAGGUGCUGAUAAUGGCGACACUGCGCAAUCAUUACAGCAAAUCAGUGCUGUUCUGAUGUUAUUGAAAAAACUGGCUACUUUUAAAGUUCAGACUUGUGAAAAAUACAUUCAAGUACUGGAAGAUGUGUGUGCGCCGUAUCUGUCCUCAUCUUGUGCAAUUUCGUCGCCGCAUAUCAGUUACAACCAUAAUAAUGGCAGCGUCAUAAGAAAUAUUGUUGGUCCUCCACCUGUCUCCCAAUACCCCACCCUUCAAGAGGACAAUGCCAACAAUAGCAGUGUUAAAUAUGUUUCUCCUGGCUCGGUAGGGCCUUCACCUAUGCCGUUGAAAUCGGGAGCAAGUUUCAGUGACCUGGUAAAACUAUUAUCUAAUCGUCCAUCUUCUCGUAACUCGCCAGCGGCAAUAACAAGAAGUACACCUCCUCAUCGCUCACUCACACCUUUUUCAGGGCAACAACAACAAUUACAAUCAUAUGUACCACUGACUCCUUCUGCUUUGUUUGGUGGCGUUAACUCUUAUCAAAGUGGGACUAAUAUCGCUGAUAGCUCAUUGUCCUUCUCGUUCACUACCAAUAGCAGUGGUACGAAUCUCAUAACAACUCCAGCAAAUUCGCAAGCACUUCCACAACCAACCGCCACCUCUAACCUUCAUGGCAACAUUAUCAACAAUAAUGAAAUCACGGCCGGUAGAAUUGAUGAUGAUAAUUCAAAGCCCUUGUCACCCAGUUGGACGGACCAAACUGCAUAUAAUGCGUUUGGAACCACUACAGGGAUGUUUAAUACCACUACAAUGGACGAUGUAUAUAACUAUUUAUUCGACGAUGAAGACACCCCACCUAACCCAAAAAAAGAGCAAAACGAAUCAUAG
Messenger RNA from Saccharomyces paradoxus, 2658 nucleotides. It is a transcript of the gene GAL4, whose product is annotated as galactose-responsive transcription factor GAL4. The transcript has a single exon. Gene Ontology annotation, biological process: positive regulation of transcription from RNA polymerase II promoter by galactose; DNA-templated transcription. The coding region runs from base 1 to 2658 and encodes 885 amino acids. NCBI's taxonomy places the organism in Eukaryota, Fungi, Ascomycota, Saccharomycetes, Saccharomycetales, Saccharomycetaceae. Gene Ontology annotation, cellular component: nucleus. The record is from RefSeq and is a predicted model, not a curated record. Gene Ontology annotation, molecular function: DNA-binding transcription factor activity, RNA polymerase II-specific; RNA polymerase II cis-regulatory region sequence-specific DNA binding; zinc ion binding.